Molecule: messenger RNA, 573 nt
Organism: Erigeron canadensis
Lineage: Eukaryota; Viridiplantae; Streptophyta; Magnoliopsida; Asterales; Asteraceae
Product: protein ALP1-like
Exons: 1
Coding region: 1-573 (190 amino acids)
Source: RefSeq, a predicted model, not a curated record
AUGGCGUUCCCACUAUUAUGCUUGAGAUCACCGUUUCUCAAGAUACGUGGAUUUGGCAUGCUUUUUGGUGCUCCCAGUUCAAACAACGACAUAAACGUGUUGAACCAAUCCGACUUGUAUCUCACGGAGCGAAAUGGCACGGCCCCGGAUACUUCAUUCGCCGUGAAUGGUCGAGAGUACAAACGCGGUUAUUAUCUAACUGACGGCAUCUACAGCAAGUACUCGGCGUUUAUAAAAGCAUACCCGUAUCCUACUGACCCAAAGGAGAAAAGAUUCAAGAAGUUACAAAAGGGGGUGAGGAAAGAUGUGGAGCGUGCUUUUGGGAUUCUAAAAGGGAAAUGGAAAAUUCUUAGGCGUCCUCUUCGACCCAUGAUCAAAGACAAGAUCGGGCAGUAUGUUUACGCGGCUUGUAUUUUGCACAACAUGGUCAUAAAAGGCGAUGGCAGAGCAAUCUCACCGGUUUACAUAAUGGGUCUGCCGGUCCAACCAGUGUUCGACGAUAGUGUCUUAGGUGAGCUACUAAACGAAGACAUCCAUCAUCGUCUUCGUUACGACCUCACCAAACAUGUGUGA